AUGGCACAUUUGUGGACUGAUUGUUUCAUUUGCGUCACACCAAGUAUUGUCGUCACUACAAAGUACAACUACACACAUUACCCCUUCCGCUCUCUCUUUACAACCACAACAUCACAUUUCAUGGCGGAUCCAAGAAAUGGUUUCUGCUCACAGACCAAGACAUUCCACAGCCUCCGCCCACCUGCCCCUCUCCCUCCCCCCACCCAACCCCUCUCCAUCACCGACUACACUCUCUCUCUCCUCCGCUCCCCCAACGCUCCACCGCUGCAAACCACCGCAUUCCUCAUCGAUGCUUCCACCGGCCACCGCCUCUUUUACGUCGACUUUCUCCAUCAAAUCCAGACCCUCUCUUCCUCUCUCCAGACCCGUUUCCCCUCUCUCUCUAGAGGACAGGUUGCCUUCAUUCUCUCCCCUCCCUCUCUCCACCUUCCAGUCCUCUACUUCUCUCUCCUCUCCCUCGGAGUCACCAUCUCUCCCGCCAACCCACUCGCCACCGGGUCCGAGUUAACCCACAUGGUCCGACUCAGUAAACCAUCCAUCGCCUUUGCGACCUCCUCAACUGCUCACAAGCUCCCACCACUCCCACUCGGCAACGUCCUGGUCGACUCGUCCGAGUUCCACUCAAUGAUUACGAUUCCAACAAAAGACAAAUAUAAUGAAGACCGAGUCAAGGUGAACCAGUCCGACUCAGUGGCGAUUCUUUACUCGUCCGGCACAACCGGCCGAGUCAAGGGCGUAGAGUUGACUCACCGGAACUUGAUUGCUGUGAUCUCCGGUUCUUACCAUAACCGACUAGAUAAGAAUCCGCCAUUUCCGGUGUCGCUGUUUGCGCUGCCAUUGUUUCACGUGUUCGGGUUCUUUAUGAUGAUCAGGGCCGCCGCAAUCGGAGAGACUCUGGUUCUGAUGGAGAGAUUCGAUUUCGAAGGGAUGUUGAGGACGGUGGAGAAGUACAAGAUCACUUACAUGCCGGUGUCGCCGCCCCUCGUGGUGGCAAUGGCGAAGUCGGAGUUGGUGAAGAAGUACAACCUCAGCUCACUUCAGCGGCUUGGCUGCGGUGGUGCGCCGCUCGGGAAGGAGGUUUCCGAGCGGUUCAAUGCUCGCUUCCCCAAUGUUGAGAUUGUUCAGGGAUAUGGUUUGACUGAGAGCGGGGGAGGGGCAACGAGGAUGUUGGGGCCAGAUGAGACUAAGAAGCAAGGAUCUGUUGGCCGGCUUUCUGAGAACUUGGAAGCCAAGAUAGUUGAUCCUGUAACUGGAGAGCCCUUUGCUCCUGGACAGCGAGGGGAACUAUGGAUACGAGGGCCUACAAUCAUGAAAGGUUAUGUUGGAGAUGAUGAAGCAACUGCUGCAACAUUGGAUUCGGAAGGCUGGUUAAAGACUGGUGAUCUCUGUUAUUUCGACUCGGAUGGGUUCCUGUACAUUGUUGAUAGGUUAAAGGAACUGAUAAAGUAUAAGGCUUAUCAGGUUCCCCCAGCUGAGUUGGAACAUUUACUUCUAUCGAAUCGAGAAAUUGCUGAUGCAGCUGUGAUUCCAUAUCCUGAUGAGGAAGCAGGGCAGAUUCCCAUGGCCUUUAUAGUGAGAAAACCUGGAAGCAGUAUUACCGGGGCUCAAGUUAUGAAUUUCAUUGCAAAACAGGUUGCACCAUACAAGAAGAUUCGACGCGUUGCAUUUAUCAACUCUAUUCCGAAAUCUCCGGCAGGAAAGAUCUUGAGAAGGGAGCUGGUCAAUCAUGCUUCUGGAGGAGCUUCAGCAAGAUUAUGAUCCAAGGUAUAU
Cornus florida is the source of this 1770-nucleotide messenger RNA. Its product is annotated as 4-coumarate--CoA ligase-like 9. Gene Ontology annotation, molecular function: CoA-ligase activity. The transcript is spliced from 9 exons. The coding region runs from base 1 to 1758 and encodes 585 amino acids. The record is from RefSeq and is a predicted model, not a curated record. Lineage: Eukaryota; Viridiplantae; Streptophyta; Magnoliopsida; Cornales; Cornaceae.